AUGUCGACUUCAACCCGCCCGACCACACGCCCGCGCCGGAUCGACGACGCCCUCUCCCAACUAGUCGACUCUCUCCUCCCCGAGAUUCCGCUCUCCGCGCUUCCCCAAGACCACGAUUUCUCCGAUGACGAGCAAGCCAUCGCCGCCGCCGAGGAGCACCGCCACCAUGCACAACUCGAGCGCGCCUGGCGCACCCUCGAAACGCACCCCGGUAGCGGCGCUGACCCGGGCUCCCCAGCCGGCCGGCGCGGCAGUUUCGUCGGCGAAGACGUCAAUCACGCCCCGGAUCUGAUCAAGCGCAAAUUGCGGCGCGAGAAUGCUAGCCCGGAGAAGAUCGUGCGCUUCUCGAAUCUAUACACGCGUCUUCUCACGCAGCCUGUGCUUUCGCAGAAAUGGGGUAUCUUGUAUCUGCUGUAUAAGCUGGGUGAGACGGACGAGGAACAGCCCGUUGAGCGCAGUCGUAGUCCGUUGAUGGACGAGGGUAAUUUGCAGCAUAUGCUUGGUCGAGGUGCGGGGCGUCCGCGGCGUGGAACGGUUGUUGAGUCGGAGGAUGAUGAAGGUCCCGCUGUGAGCUCGUCUGCGUCGCAGCCGCCGCGCGUAACUCGGGAGUCUAGGCCGCAACGCCCGAGUUCAUUGCGCAAGGACUGGGAGGAGUCUACGGAGCGAGCGAGCGCGAGUCGUGCUAGUCACUACGAGACUGGGGAUGAGCGGGAUGAUAUGGCAUCACCGACGCAGACGCCGGCUAGUCAUGCUCGCUCGGCGGAGUCGGUAGAGAAUGGGCUUUUACGAGAUCUCCCGUUCAAUCUGCAGGGUUUGUCUUCGACGAAUCUACAGUUCCAGUCGUUGUCCGUGUUGAAAUUACCCUCGAAUCUACCAGCUCCGAUUGUAUCGCUAUUGAAUGCAUUGGCUGAGCCGUGUCUGCUUUAUAAGGAGUUGGCUGGGUUUGUGGAGAGUGCGGAGGGGGGACUCGUGAAUCAGAGCUUGAGGGCUGCUGUCUCGAAUGAGUUGCGCUCGUACUUGGGCUUGGUUGCGACGCUAGAAGCGGAGAUUCGGCAGGCUUUGGCUGCAAUCGGGGAUGGGAGUACGAUGCAGGGGGUAAGGAAGGGUGGUGUUACAUUGAAGAGGUGUAUGGUGUGGACGAGAGAUGCGACGAUGGCGCUGAGGCUGAUGAGUUUGAUUGUGGAGGAAGCGAGAGAUAAAAAAGGUGGUCAAUUGAUUUCCUUGAUACACGGCUUCUCGUCGUCUCAUGGAGACCCGUUCGUCUGCGCCUUUGCAGAGAAACUCCUGGCUCAUGUCACUUGUCCGUUCUACGACAUGCUCCGGCUGUGGAUCUACGAUGGCGAGCUGUCUGAUCCAUACAAGGAGUUCUUCGUUGCAGAAUCCGAUCUCCGGACUACCACAGACCCUAGGCGUACUGCAUCCAGUGUCUGGGAAGAUAAGUAUAAGCUUGACGAUGAUAUGGUUCCGUCUAUUAUCACCCAGGACUUUGCCAAAAAGGUAUUCCUGAUCGGAAAGUCUCUUAACUUCAUCCGAUAUGGCUGCGGUGAUUCCGGGUGGGUGGAGGCUUAUUCCAAAGAAGCUUCGAAAGAGCUGCGAUACGGUGACACGGCCACGCUAGAGACCUCCAUUGAUGAGGCCUACAAGACGACCAUGGCGCGGUUGAUCUACCUUAUGGACGACAAGUUUAAGCUUUUCGAUCACCUACGGGCGUUGAAGAAGUAUCUCUUGUUGGGACAGGGCGACUUUAUCGCUCUCCUUAUGGAGUCACUGGCCUCCAACCUGGACCGCCCUGCAAACUCGCAGUAUCGCCACACCCUCACUGCGCAACUGGAACAUGCUAUCCGUGCUUCUAAUGCGCAGUAUGAUUCCCCCGAUGUGCUCCGCCGGCUGGAUGCACGCAUGCUCGAGCUAAGUCACGGCGAGAUCGGUUGGGACUGCUUCACUCUAGAGUACAAGAUUGACGCCCCCGUUGACGUGGUCAUCACACCAUGGGGUUCAACCCAGUAUCUGAAAGUAUUCAACUUCCUCUGGCGUGUAAAGCGCGUCGAGUUUGCCCUCAGCAGCACCUGGCGCCGCUGCAUGACCGGUGCACGAGGUGUCCUGGGCAGUGUGGACGACAAGGUCGGACCGGACUGGAAACGCGCGCGCUGCGUUAUCGCCGAGAUGAUCCAUUUUGUCUGUCAGCUGCAAUACUACAUCCUCUUCGAAGUGAUUGAAUCCAGCUGGGAUCAGUUGCAGGCUGAAGUCUCAAAGCCGGGCUGCACACUCGACGACCUCAUUGAAGCACACACCAAAUACCUCAACUCUAUCACGCACAAGGGCUUACUGGGCUCGGCCACUACAUCUCGAUAUGGCGCCUCUACCUCUGCCUCCGCCAAACAGCCCGAGGAAAGUUUCCUCAGCCAGCUCCACCACAUUCUCAAGAUCAUGCUCUCAUACAAGGAUGCCGUAGAUGGCCUAUACUCCUUCUCCGUCGCCGAAUUCACCCGUCGCCAGGAACUGAGUGCAAAGAUUGAAACCCGCACAGCGCAGGGCCGCUGGGGCGUCACGGAUCGCGAUAUGCUACCACGCCGUACAAAUAGCCGCGGUGGCGCCUCCAUGGCAUCAACACCAGACAUUCGGCCCGCAAGUGCCGGACCCGAUGGCAUUGACACGCCCUUCUCACUCUCAGCACAGGACCUGGCUGCAGACGACAACAUGCUCGCCUCGCUACGAGUCCGACUACGUGAUCUCUCUGCAGAUUUCAAAUCACGUCUGACUAUCUUGCUGAGCGAUCUAUCCUACCAGCCUGAUGUAGACAUGCGCUUCCUCGCCGUCGUGAUGAACUUUAACGAUGUCUAUAAACCGAGGAGGCGGCCCAAGCCGACUUCCGGCGGGCGCGAUAGAGAUAGAGAGAGGGAGCGCGCGAAGCGCAAGGCAGCAGCUAGUGCUGGGACGGCGAAUGCUGGUACAGGCUCGGGCACGGAAUCAUCAAGAGAGAUGCGCCGAGAGCGGAGUGCUGGUGGUCCUGAGUCUGGGAAUGGAAUUGGGAGUGGCGUUGCAGCAUAG
This is a messenger RNA of Penicillium cataractarum, 3048 nucleotides long. Its product is annotated as tubulin gamma complex associated family protein. The transcript is spliced from 2 exons. Gene Ontology annotation, cellular component: spindle pole; centrosome; gamma-tubulin small complex. Gene Ontology annotation, molecular function: microtubule minus-end binding; gamma-tubulin binding. The record is from RefSeq and is a predicted model, not a curated record. Gene Ontology annotation, biological process: spindle assembly; mitotic cell cycle; cytoplasmic microtubule organization. Lineage: Eukaryota; Fungi; Ascomycota; Eurotiomycetes; Eurotiales; Aspergillaceae. The coding region runs from base 1 to 3048 and encodes 1015 amino acids.